Messenger RNA from Amphibalanus amphitrite, 3966 nucleotides. RefSeq lists its product as uncharacterized. Bases 849 to 2636 code for a protein of 595 amino acids. The transcript is spliced from 4 exons. The record is from RefSeq and is a predicted model, not a curated record. Lineage: Eukaryota; Metazoa; Arthropoda; Thecostraca; Balanomorpha; Balanidae.
AUCGUCCCGUAACGGUGUAUUUUUUCUUUUUCCUUUUGCGAGCGUACGUACAACGAAUGUUUCCGGAACUUUUCAUGGUUAUCCGGAACUGGAUGGCGGAUGUCACGUGCAAAGUUCAGACAUUAAGCUCCAAAUUUAAUGCCACAUUUCUCAAAAAUUUCAGCGGUUCGAUUUCACCCCCCCCCCCCCCCCCCUGCUGUUUGCCAAUCAAUAAUGAUGACCAAACGUUUGUUCAGAGAUUCAUAUUGCUUGUGCUGUUUUUCGCGAAAUUCCCCCGCUUGAGUUUGGAUCAGUUCCCCAUGUUGUAAAAUUUGUUCUUGCCCUAAGCAACGUACGAAUUUUCAGAUAUUUGGGUGAGGUCCCUGAAACAUAGACUGGAUCCCCCUGUGCCAUCCCUCGAGUUUAUAAUUGGUCCUUGGCAUUCCUUCCAUCGUCCUAUCUCUCACGUUCCACAUUUCCAGAUCAAGGUUGCAGAAUGAGGCCAGAUAUUUUUGUGGUUUCCAAGCUUAAAAAGCAAAUUUUUAAUUUGCCGCUUGAAGCAUGACACAUACCAAGCGGGUAUUCCAAGGGCAAGACUUCCCGAAAAGUAGCAAAUGAUUGACUUCCGUCGCGUUCGGUUUCGCUGUAACUGUGUUCGCUCAAUUGGUCCCCCAUUGACCUCCAUAUAUUCGCUCAAUCUGGUUUCGCUGAUUCUGGUCCUCGCUUAAGUUGAUAAUCGCUGUGAUUGAAUUCGCCGACUUGGCAAUCGCUGAAAUAGUCAAUCGCUUAAAUUGAUAAUCGCUGAAAAGGCUUCGCUCAAAUGUCGUUCGCUGAAAUGACGCUCGCUCAGGUGUCGCAGAACCCAUUAAAUGACGUCGUCAAUCUUGCUAACGGUUUUGUUCUUUGCUGUGUCACGAAGCGAGAAUGCAACAAGUCCUGAAGAAAAGCUUCCAGAGCCUGCAAGUUUUUCAAUACCUCACUAUUAUCCCCAAUCUCCAUGGCAACCAACGUUGCCAUGGCAACCGACUCGGAAUGCGUUCUCUUUGAAUGGGAACCCAAAAUAUAGCUCCAAUCCUAACGGGUCAAUCCAUCCUGGAAGCUCACAAGAAACCAUCGGGUCAGACCUGAAAGCGCUAUCGUCGAGUAGAAGAUCCAAAGUUAGGGAAAAUGAUGGGAGAGGAAGAGAAUGGCGAAAAGGCUCGGGAGACAACGCCCGCAGACGAGUCGGUGAGUCACACGUGAUCUCAGAAUCAGGUGGAAACCAGAGACCCAGUGAGAACGACGAUCCAUUCCGAACCGCUCACUUCUCUGUGCGCCCACUGAGUAUGUCUCCAUUAGAAAAACAGCGUCUCGAAAGUGAAAAGUUUCGCGAUUCUGGAAACGUUCCGACCGACCAUCGGCCCUUAGCGCCCGAUGGGCAGGCCCAAAACUACGAAAGAUAUCCCCCACACGCCUCACAAGACCCAACUCGAGGCGACACGCCAUCCCAAACCUACCGAAGUCGCUAUCCCUCAGAUUUCGGCGCCGGGUUCCAUUCCGGUCCCGGAAUCUCUCAAGGUUAUGGCCAAAACUUCGGCCCCGGCUAUAACGGCCGUCAGAACGGCGGCUUUGGCUACAACGGCGGCUACGGCAGCAGCAGCUACAGCGUUUACAACCAGGGAUACAGCGGCUCAUACAACACAGCACCCUCGUCAGGAAUCCGAGGCUGGUACGACCGCUUCCUCAGCGGCAUGUCAGGAGGAUAUGGCGAUCAAGAGGAAUGUGACUGCGUGGCUUACAACCUCCUUGGUCUGGGGGCUGCGGCGGCAACUUCGGCAGCGCUGGCGGCCAUCUUUCUCUUCGCCAACCUCACCAACGUCGGCCGGUCGCUGGAGGAGGAGUGGUCACUCGGUGUCGAGGUCAUCGACCUGACAGCGUUCCUCGCCGAGCCGUUGGGUCACCUAUCGCGAGGAGAGCGGGUCAUAUGGGACGGUAGUGAUCCGAGGUCAGCGUUCGGCCGAGUGCUACAUCAGCUGCCGGAGGGAAUGAUGCAGAGGUCGCUUCUGGAUCUCGCCGAAAGAAUCAAGCCUCACGCAUUGGCCGAUACAGCUGUGAGAGCGGUCUGUUAUGGUUCAGGUUACAGAAGUAAAAGGCGAAAAGAAAACGGGACCUCAACAAUUACAGGAAGAUUUCUGGAUAAAAUUGGAAUCGGCGCAAGAGAUGGUUACGCCAGCUCGGGAGGCAGCUGCGACUGUUUUGCGGGCAUUGUGGGUGCCUUGGCUGGGUUCGCAGCACUGGGAGCGCUGGUGGCCUUCGCCAUCGCUACGGCUACCACUACCACCACGACUACAGCAGCCCCGGCAGGCACCGGAGGCAGGGCGCUGAUGCCGCCAGACGGAGGAGGCAUGGUGGACCCCUUGACGUCCAGCUUCGUGCAGAGGAUGCUGCUUCUGCUGACUGAGGAGCAGGAGUGCUUACCUCACCAACUUUGUGUCCUAUCCAGAGACGCCCGCGAGGCGGGAGACCCAUAUUCUACACUGGUGCAGCUUGGAAGUUUGCCGCUUUCGUGGUUUUUGACAAAAACCAUCGGCGGCAACAUGCCCGAGUACUGCAGUGGUCUGAUGACGUCACAGGUUCGAGGCCAGUGUCUGCACACACCGGAAAGAUGCCAAUCCUAGCUAACAACAGGACGCCGGAUGGAAAGGACUGUGACUUCUAAGAUGGGAGAAAUCCGUGGCGAAUCAACAGACUUGCCAAUGACCAAAUGGAAUAGCGAUCACAGUGCAAUGCUUUCGGCAUUUGAAGCCAUAACUCUACGAAUGACGCGACAGCUCUAACAGUUACUAGUCGCGACAUCUGACAUCUUUAUUGUGGCGCCGGCGAGGUUGACCAAUGGCCACCAGCCAACAAGUUGUAAAAGGAGCCUGGCCUCAGCUCGACAAAUGUGAUGGCAUUCCUUGCGGGAGACUGGAACAAUGUUCAACACGCGUAUUGUGAACUGUUUUGGGGAAACCUAAAAACAGGACUUUGCUGAUGCCUAACGACUGAACAAAGGAAGCCACAGCCAGCGGCGAAAGAGCAUCGAUCUAACAAUGAAUAAUGAGGCGUUAAUGAAGGAUCACGACCACUAGAGUGGAUGAUAGUUUAUCUGGGUAAUGAUAUAUUUAUGUCUAGUGAAUUAAAAAUGAACGACCAGAGGCAUUUAAGAUAAAGGCAUUAAACAGGCCGACCACUCUCGAGUGUUUUGACCUGCUUGGAUGUCCCCAAAGGUAUUCAAUAUAUAUUCCAUAGUCAAUUGUUUUCAUGAAGUCCUUAUGUUCACCUAUGUUUUACGUAGAUGUGGUAUUUGUAUGACCUGCGGGAGGUAUGCCUCGGAUUGAAUCAAGGUUAGUCAAAGGACUGGUGCUCUUUCAACCUGCAGUCUCCCAUAUAUGUUUGAUACGGUCACAUUAAAGUCACCGCCCGUUUGCUUACAUAUCGAUCAAUGAUUCCGUGAACCGUGGGGACUUCACAAAUAAUCAUUCUCGUCCGAAGACUUCUCGACCGCUCGAUCGCUUGCUAAGAGAUGUGCAUUGUGCACUACUGACCCCACACAGAAAACAUCAAGCCGAAGAGGUUGUCGCCAGUAACUAGUAAAGGAUUCCGGCAAAUGUAAAGAAAGGUAACGGAACAUGAAUUGGAUACUUCCAGCCGCUUCACGUGUGAAAACCUGGAGCCCACACUUCGUCACGCUGCUGAAUCGCCAGCCCACGACGGUCCAGCCCAAUAUCCGGCCGACCAAUACGGUCUAUUUUCGCCGUAUCAGCGGGCCGAUAUCGACCUUACGGCCGGAGCGGCGCAUUGAACGCUCCCUCCCCUGACCCUGGCAGCCCAUGCUAGCCGUAUCCGUCGCUGUAACACGCGUGUAUUCACUGAAGACUGGGUCUUCCCAUGGGGUUUCGAGGUAUACGCCACCAAUGGGACAUGACAAGGACCUCGUGAAGUAGAAAAUAAACGGCUCUGGCUACA